GAUUACCAGGCCAUCGUGGACGCCGAGUGGAACAUCCUGUAUGACAAACUAGACAAAAUCCACAAGUCAGGAGCCAAAGUUGUCCUGUCCAAACUUCCCAUCGGGGACGUGGCCACGCAGUACUUCGCCGACAGGGACAUGUUCUGUGCCGGCCGCGUGCCGGAGGAGGAUCUCAAGCGGACCAUGAUGGCCUGUGGUGGAUCCAUCCAGACCAGUGUCAGUGCCCUGACAGAUGAUGUUCUGGGCCGGUGUGAACUCUUUGAGGAGACUCAGAUUGGGGGAGAGAGGUACAACUUCUUCACGGGCUGCCCCAAGGCCAAGACCUGCACGAUCAUCCUGCGCGGGGGAGCGGAGCAGUUCAUGGAGGAGACGGAGCGGUCCCUGCACGAUGCCAUCAUGAUCGUCAGGAGAGCCAUCAAGGUGAGCCCCGGGGGAGCUGCCUCCCUGCUGGGCUGCCACUGGGGUUCUUCCUCAGCCUUGGCACAGCCUUAAGUCCUUCUGGGAGCC
This is a messenger RNA of Manacus vitellinus (golden-collared manakin), 507 nucleotides long. RefSeq names its product T-complex protein 1 subunit eta-like. The annotation marks the transcript as partial. The record is from RefSeq and is a predicted model, not a curated record. Gene Ontology annotation, molecular function: ATP-dependent protein folding chaperone; ATP binding. Gene Ontology annotation, cellular component: chaperonin-containing T-complex. Gene Ontology annotation, biological process: protein folding. The transcript has 3 exons. NCBI's taxonomy places the organism in Eukaryota, Metazoa, Chordata, Aves, Passeriformes, Pipridae.